AUGUCUGCUGCGCCGUAUGAAAUCCGCACCAACGACAACGGUCGUUCCCGAAAACAAUCCAUGGCCGAAUUGAAGCUUCGACGGUUGACCGAGUUGAAUCAACGACUGCAAGAGGAUCUGAACCGGAGGAGGAUACCCGUGUCAGAAGCUGCUGUCGACCUUAUUGCCUUCACGGAUCGCGAACCCAGAGACUACAUGAUUCCCAGUCGCUGGGGCACAAUUGACAAGCGCGAAGAUCCAUACGCGCCUCAACCAUCAAAUUCCUGCUGCACGCUCAUGUAA
Messenger RNA from Dissoconium aciculare CBS 342.82, 282 nucleotides. RefSeq lists its product as uncharacterized. Gene Ontology annotation, biological process: G protein-coupled receptor signaling pathway. The record is from RefSeq and is a predicted model, not a curated record. NCBI's taxonomy places the organism in Eukaryota, Fungi, Ascomycota, Dothideomycetes, Mycosphaerellales, Dissoconiaceae. Gene Ontology annotation, molecular function: G-protein beta-subunit binding. Bases 1 to 282 code for a protein of 93 amino acids. The transcript has 3 exons. Gene Ontology annotation, cellular component: heterotrimeric G-protein complex.